AUGUCGUCCGGAGCAGCGCCCUCGCGACCUUCCGGUGACCGGCGCACAUCAGCUAUUCAGAAACGACAGUCAAUCUUGCCGAAGCCUGCGUCUAUCGUCCUCGAUCCUUCCGUUAUCAUCGCCCAACACGCGCAGUUGACCGGUACACAGCCAAUCACGAUUGGCCCGAAUGCAGUAUUGCACCCUCAUAGCAGGAUAUCAAGCACACUUGCUCCUGUCGUUCUUGGCGAGGGGGUUGUUAUAUAUGAGAGGGCGAAGGUGGGCGUGGGAAUUGGUAACGGUACCGAUGCCAGCCUUCGAAGAAGCAGUACGGCCUCUGCGCGAGACUCAAUACGAUCGACUAGAGGGGAAGGCACCGUCCUAGAACGGCAUGUAGUCAUAGAGACUGGGGCAAUUGUUGAAGCAGCAGAAAUCGGAGAAGGCAGCCUGGUCGAGGCGGGUGCAGUUCUUGGGAGGGGCUGUGUGAUUGGCAAGUACUGUACGAUAACAUCAGGCACCAUCAUACCGGGCAGUACAAGUUUGCCAGACUAUACAGUUGUUUAUGGCGGCACUCAGCAUCGUAUUGAUCAAACGCUCAAAGCACGUCCCGAGUUGCAGCAGGCCAGACUUAUCAUGCACGAAAAGCAAUUGGAGGUUUUCAAGAAGCUUAUCACCAAUCAUAUUGCCAAAUGGAUGUAA
Aaosphaeria arxii CBS 175.79 is the source of this 678-nucleotide messenger RNA. Its product is annotated as trimeric LpxA-like protein. The transcript has 2 exons. NCBI's taxonomy places the organism in Eukaryota, Fungi, Ascomycota, Dothideomycetes, Pleosporales. The coding region runs from base 1 to 678 and encodes 225 amino acids. Gene Ontology annotation, biological process: mitotic spindle organization. Gene Ontology annotation, molecular function: dynein complex binding. The record is from RefSeq and is a predicted model, not a curated record. Gene Ontology annotation, cellular component: dynactin complex.